CAUGGCGCCUCGAGGGGGUGGGCGGAGCUUUGCGUUACGUGAGGCCGUGGGGCGGAGCGGCGGAGGAGGAGACGGGUCGUGGCAACUGGGCAAGCUGCAGCGUCAGUGAUCCAACGAUGUCAGAUUGGGAAGGGGUGGAGGCGUUUUGUAAAGACACGUUUUGGAACGAAACACUAUCUUGGAACACUACCAGCCCUGACCUUACAUUAUGCUUUGAACGGACGGUUUUGGUGUGGGUGCCAUGCGGGUUUUUGUUACUGCUGGCACCUGUGGAGGUGUCAAAUCUUCGCCAAAGCGUGGACAGACUGGUGCCAUGGAGUUUCAUCAACAUCUCAAAGCUGUCGGUUGUAAUGGCACUGAUGGUUAUUCAGUGCAUCAACUUCUUUUAUGCCGUCCACCAAGACAGCAACGGGGAGGAUGUGCCAGCAGUUGAUUAUGUUACUCCUGCACUUAUCUUUGCCUCAUUGAUAGUCUACAUGGUAUUUUUGCUGCUGAAUAAGAAAAGAGGCCUGCAAAGGUCUGGUUAUCUUUUCCUGUAUUGCUUCCUUCUAAUGGUGUGCAGCAUUCCAGAGUUCAGAUCACUGAUCAUCCAAUACACUGAUGAUGAUCAAUCUUAUGAUGAAAUGCGCUUUGUCACCUUCAUGAUAUUCUUCCCACUUACUUGUGUCCUGUGGCUCCUCAACUGCUUCAGCGAUGCGACGCCUGAGUACAUCUUUUUCCCUCGUGGCCAGAAACCAUACCCAGAGACUGGUGCCUCCUUCCUGAGCCACAUCACCUUCGCCUGGAUAGACCCACUCAUUUGGAAGGGAUACAGGAAGCCUCUUGUGCAGGAUGAUAUGUGGAACAUCCAGUAUGAGAAUGCCACCAACACCAUCGUGACCAAUUGGGAUAGGAACUGGAAAAAGACCCUCAGAAAGGCAGGAAAAAAAUCAGGGAAUUCUGAUGGAAAUACUCCAUUCCUCAACAAUUCAGCACGGGUGGAGCCAGGUGAUGCAGGUAGAAAAAAAGAGAAAAAGAAACUCUCCAUCCUCCCUACCAUGAUACGCACCUUUGGCUUACCCUUCCUAUUUGGUGCUUUCCUCAAGCUUAUCAAUGACAUGCUGCAGUUUGUUAGCCCCCAGAUUCUGAGCAAACUCAUUGAGUUUACAGAAACAACGAGGGAGGAUGUGCCUCAGUGGCAUGGUUACUUCUAUGCUCUAGUGCUGCUGGUGGCUUCCGAGUUUCAGUCAUUGCUUUUAUCGCAGUAUUUUAGAAGGAUGUACCUGAUUGGCCUUCGAAUACGCUCAGCCAUAAUAUCUGCAGUAUACAAUAAGGCCUUGCUUAUCUCCAGCUCAGCCAAAAAGGAAUCAACUGUUGGGGAGAUUGUCAACUUGAUGUCCGUGGAUGCUCAGCGCUUCAUGGAUCUUAUGGCUUACAUCAACAUGCUCUGGUCAGCGCCUUUCCAAAUUGCUCUGGCUCUCUACUUCUUAUGGCAACAUCUUGGUCCAUCUGUGUUGGCUGGGGUUGCUGUGAUGGUGAUCCUAAUUCCUGUUAAUGGUUUUAUUGCCAAUAAGACCAAGAUUCUCCAAAUCAGUCAGAUGAAAAUGAAGGACAAGCGUGUUAAGCUUAUGAAUGAAAUCCUAAAUGGCAUCAAGGUGCUGAAGCUGUAUGCUUGGGAACCCUCAUUUGAGGAUCAAGUGUUGGACAUCAGAAACAAGGAGGUUAAGGUGUUGAAGAAAGCUGCUUAUCUUAAUGCUGGCACCUCCUUCAUUUGGACCUGCACCCCAUUUUUGGUGGUAUUUGCUUGUCUCACAACCUACGUGUUUGUUAACAGCCACGCCACAUUGACUACUCAGAAAAUAUUUGUGUCUAUUGCAUUGUUAAAUAUUCUACGUAUGCCACUGGGGUUGACACCCAUUAUUUUGGCUUAUACAAUCCAGGUAGCCCUGGUAUCAUUUGGAGCAUAUCUCACUGUAUCACCUGAAAAUAUCUUGGAUGCAAAAACAGCUUUUGUAUCUAUCUCUUUGUUUAAUCUACUCCAAUUCCCCAUCACAAUGAUGCCCAUGAUAAUCUCCAGCUUGGUUCAGGCAAAUGUCUCCCUCAAAAGACUAAACAGAUUCCUGAAUUCAGAUGAACUGGAUCCAAACUGUGUCUCGCAUGACAGCCAGGAAGAGCAUCCUGUUGUGAUCAAGAAUGGAACCUAUGCUUGGGGUCAUGAAGAGGAGGAUGGAAAACCAAUUCUCCAAAAUUUGAAUCUGACAGUAGAGAAGGGCUCCCUGGUGGCUGUGGUGGGCACUGUUGGGGCUGGAAAGUCUUCCCUCUGUUCAGCCAUCCUUGGGGAGAUGGAGAAGCAGAGUGGCACACUGAAUGUUACGGGGAGUAUAGCAUAUGUUGCCCAGCAAGCAUGGAUUCAAAACGCCACAGUGGAAAACAACAUCCUCUUCAACCAAGCCAUGGAUAAGGAUCGUUACAAUGUCUCCAUACAAACCUGUGCUCUUGCUCCUGAUCUUGAAAUGCUACCUGGAGGAGAUCAAACAGAAAUAGGAGAAAAGGGAAUCAACUUAAGUGGUGGACAGAAGCAGAGAGUCAGUUUGGCACGAGCAGUCUACUCUGAUGCAGACAUUUACCUGCUGGAUGAUCCCCUGAGUGCUGUUGACUCUCAUGUUGGGAAGCACAUCUUUGACCACGUCAUUGGACCCAAAGGAGUAUUAAAGGGCAAAACACGUAUCUUGGUGACUCAUGGCAUUACAUACUUGCCUAGGGUUGACAGAAUUAUAGUGAUGAAGAAUGGGCAGAUCUCAGAGCAGGGCACAUAUGCUGAAUUGGUGGAGAAUAAGGGAGAGUUCAACGAGUUUCUUCUUCAGUAUCUCUCUGAGAAGGGUGAAGAAGCAUUUGAUGAUGACCUUGAGGAGCUAAAAGAUAUCAGACAGAACUUGGAGAACAAGAUAGGACGAGAAGCUCUCCAGCGCCAAAUUUCUCGUAAGAGGCAAGAGUCGGAGUCAGAAAGUAUAGGGAGUGAGAGAGCUCGACACAGCACAGAGGAGAAGCCCAGAAGGGAGAGCUUAAGGUCCAAGAAGAUUAGUGAAUCUGAGAAGCCUAAGUCCCUGUUGCCUGCCUCCCCCGUCCUGGACGAAAAGAAAACUGGCGAAAAACUCAUUCAAGCAGAAAAGGCACAGACCGGAAAAGUCUCCUUCGGUGUAUAUGGCUACUACGUUCGGAAUAUUGGCUUUGUUGCCACAUCAUUCACAGUUAUAUCCUACGUACUGUCACAAGCCUGCUCUGUAGGUUCCAAUGUGUGGCUUACUGCUUGGUCUGAAGUGGAUCUUGAUGAGAAUGGUGAAAUGGACACGGCUGUACGUGACAAGUACCUGGGAGUGUACACAGCUCUGGGAGUGGGGCAAGCCCUUUUCAUUCUGGGAGGGGCAUUUACCCUAUCCUAUGGAUGCCUGGAUGCAGCGAAGGAGCUUCAUUCAAGACUCUUAAGAACUGUGUUGCGGCUCCCCAUGUCCUUCUAUGAUACCACUCCUAUAGGUCGCCUAGUUAACAGGUUCAGCAAAGAUGUGGACACACUUGACAGUGUCCUGCCUUGGUCCAUUAGAUCUUGGCUUGUGUGUUUCUUUACGGUGGUAGCAACCUUCGUAGUGAUACUUGCCGCUACAGUAGAGUUUGCUUAUGUCAUGGUGCCGACACUGAUCAUCUAUUAUUUUGUUCAAGUACUGUAUGUGGCAACCUCAAGACAGCUGAAGCGCAUUGAGUCGGUGUCCCGCUCACCCAUCUACUCCCACUUCCAGGAGACUCUCCAGGGAGCUCCCACCAUAAGAGCAUUUGGGAAGCAACAUGUGUUCAUCAAAGAGUCAGAGAGCAGAGUGGAUUUCAACAUGAUCAGCUCCAAUCCCAGCAUUAUGGCUAACAGGUGGUUGGCAGUGAGGCUGGAAUUCAUUGGCAAUAUCAUGACGUUUUCAGCAGCCAUGUUUGCUGUUGGCAGGAGAGGAUCUAUUUCAGGAGGAGUUGUUGGCCUCUCAGUCACCUAUGCUCUCUCGGUAACACAGACUUUGAAUUGGCUUGUGAGAAUGACAUCAGAUGUUGAAACCAACAUUGUGUCUGUGGAGCGUAUUAAGGAAUACACAGAAACCCCACAGGAGGCACCCUGGGAUAUACCUAACAAGAAGCCACCUAAGGAGUGGCCUCAAGAAGGGGUGGUGAUGUUUAACAAAUAUGCCACAAGGUACCGUGAAGGGUUAGACCUAGUGGUGAAGGAUAUAAAUGUCCAUAUUAAUUCUGGAGAGAAGAUUGGUAUUGUGGGAAGGACAGGGGCUGGAAAGUCCUCCAUGACACUUGGCCUCUUCCGCAUCAUUGAAGCUGCUGAAGGCAACAUUACCAUAGACGGGGUCAACAUUGGUGAGAUUGGCCUGCAUGACGUGCGUGGCAAGCUAACCAUCAUCCCUCAGGACCCUGUGUUGUUUAGUGGGACACUGCGAAUGAACCUGGACCCCUUUAAUUUGUACAGUGAUGAAAAGGUGUGGUCUGCCUUAGAGCAUGCACAUCUCAAGGGAUUUGUCAGCACUCUUUCUGCUGGCCUUCAGCAUGAGAUUUCAGAAGGAGGAGACAACCUUAGUGUGGGCCAGAGGCAGUUGGUAUGUCUGGGUAGGGCUCUCCUGCGCAAGACCCGCGUCCUAAUCCUGGAUGAGGCUACGGCUGCUAUUGACUUGGAGACUGAUGAUCUCAUCCAACAGACCAUCCGAACAGAGUUUGUGGACUGUACUGUGCUGACCAUUGCACAUCGCCUCAACACAAUCAUGGACUCCUCCAGAGUACUGGUGCUGGACCGAGGUAUGGUGAAAGAGUUUGACACCCCAUCUUCAUUACUCGAAAGUAAAUCUUCUGCAUUCUACAGUAUGGCAAAGGAUGCAGGACUGGUGUAAGAAUAAUAUAAAUAUCAUGCCAGAACAUUUUUUAAGUGUUUACUAGGAAGGGACAUGUAGCAUUUAAGGAAUCAAUGUACUAAUAAAGUUCCUGAAUUGUAAGAAUUUUCUUGUUAUUGAUAAAAGAGCAAAUGCCUUGAGUGUGAUUUGGCUGUAUUCUAGUGUUCACAAGGUAAAUUAUGAAUGAAUGAGUAUGUACAUGUUUGCUGCCGUGUGAGUUUCAGUGAAGUUUGUAUUUUAUCAUCAUAUGAUGUUACCAUAUAGGAUGUCAUAAUUUAUUAGCUCACCACUGUUGAAGUUAGUACUUAAUAAAUGAAACUAUUUUCAAUAUGAAAACAAAGUAGAUUUUACUUUUGUUUUUCAUACAUAUGAAAUAAAAAAAUAUGCUUUA
Molecule: messenger RNA, 5292 nt
Organism: Eriocheir sinensis (Chinese mitten crab)
Lineage: Eukaryota; Metazoa; Arthropoda; Malacostraca; Decapoda; Varunidae
Product: ATP-binding cassette sub-family C member 3-like
Exons: 31
Coding region: 117-4901 (1594 amino acids)
Biological process (GO): transmembrane transport
Cellular component (GO): membrane
Molecular function (GO): ATP binding; ABC-type transporter activity; ATP hydrolysis activity
Source: RefSeq, a predicted model, not a curated record